Messenger RNA from Erythranthe guttata (spotted monkey flower), 3384 nucleotides. The record is from RefSeq and is a predicted model, not a curated record. Lineage: Eukaryota; Viridiplantae; Streptophyta; Magnoliopsida; Lamiales; Phrymaceae.
AUGGAUUAUAAUUCCAUUUCCGAAAUUAAUGAAAACCCUUACAUUACAAAGAACCCUUCUUCCCAAAGAAGCAUUUCCUCAGUCCAAUCAAUUCAGACAAAUUCCUCCACCGAGCAGGGGGGGCCGAAACCCCUCCGAUAUGGCUCGGUGGGUCCCGAUUCCAUGCGUCUUAGCACCUCUUACAGAGACAUAAACGAGGAAGAAGCGAGAUUAGUCUACGUAAACGACCCCCACAGAACGAAUUCCAAUUUCCAAUUUGCCGGAAACUCGAUAAAAACAUCCAAAUACUCAAUCUUGACUUUCUUGCCCCGUAAUUUGUUCGAACAGUUUCGUCGAAUCGCCUACCUGUACUUUCUAGUCAUCGCCAUUCUCAACCAGCUUCCUCAACUAGCGGUUUUCGGUCGAGGAGCUUCCAUUCUACCGCUAGCGUUCGUCCUCUUAGUGACAGCUGUCAAGGACCUGUACGAGGAUUACAGGCGCCACCGUUCGGACAAGAUCGAGAACAACCGUUUGUCCAUGGUUUUAUCGAGUGAAAGCAGCAACAACUUUCAGACCAAGAAAUGGAAGCAUAUUCGUGUGGGCGACAUCAUCAAAGUAUCGGAAAAGCAAACCGUUUCGCUCGGUCCAUCGAAGAUAGUCCUACGUGGCUGCGAAUUGAGGAACACUAAAUCGGCUAUCGGCGUAGCGGUUUAUACCGGCAAAGAAACCAAAGCAAUGCUCAACAACUCGGGCCCGUCGAAGAGGAGCCGCCUCGAAACUCGUAUGAAUCGAGAAAUAAUUUACCUCUCGAUUUUUUUGGUCACCCUUUGCACCGUAGUUUGUAUAAGUCACGGUGUUUGGUUGAUAAAGCACAAAGAUGAGUUGGAUUUGAUACAGUUUUAUCGAAAAAAGGAUUAUUCGGGAAGUGAAGUGGAGAAUUACGAGUACUACGGUUGGGGAAUGGAGAUAUUCUUUGUGUUUCUUAUGUCGGUUAUUGUGUUCCAAGUUAUGAUUCCGAUAUCUUUGUAUAUAUCGAUGGAGCUCGUUCGUGUGGGCCAGGCUUAUUUUAUGAUCCAAGAUGAUCGGAUGUUUGACGAGGCUACUAACUCGAGGUUUCAGUGUAGGGCGUUGAAUAUAAACGAGGAUUUAGGACAGAUUAAAUAUGUGUUUUCGGAUAAAACGGGGACUUUGACUGAGAAUAAGAUGGAGUUUCAGUGUGCAAGCAUCGGUGGAGUGGAUUACGAUAAUGGGAAGGCUAGUAGUGAAGAUGGUGGAAUCGAGUACUCGUCGGCGCAAGUUGAUGGGGUUACUUUGAGGCCGAAAAUGAGUGUAAAAGUCGAUAUUGAGCUUCUCAAUUUGUCGAAAACAAAAGACACGGAUGAAGGCAAACACAUUCGCGAUUUUUUCUUGGCAUUAGCUACUUGCAAUACGAUUGUGCCGCUAACAAUCGAGAGUUCCGAUCCAGCUGUCAAAUUGAUAGAGUAUCAAGGGGAAUCUCCCGAUGAACAGGCAUUGGUAUAUGCUGCUGCUUCGUACGGUUUUAUGCUUAUCGAACGAACUUCGGGUCACAUUGUUGUUGAUAUUCAAGGCGAAAGGCAAAGGUUCAACGUGUUAGGCAUGCACGAAUUCGACAGCGACAGAAAACGAAUGUCCGUAAUCCUAGGUUUCCCCGACAACACUGUCAAACUCUACGUAAAAGGCGCCGACACAUCAAUGUUCAACGUACUCAACAACUCCUCGAACACAAACAACAACAUAAUAAAACCAACUCAAGCCCAUCUCCACUCCUACUCCUCAAAGGGCCUACGCACGCUCGUAAUAGCCGCACGCGAACUAACCCUGUCCGAAUUCCAACACUGGCAAUCCUCGUACGAGUCGGCGAACAAUGCCCUAAUGGGCCGAUCGAAUUUACUCCGUAAAAUCGCAGUUAAUAUCGAAAAUAAUCUCGGCUUGUUAGGUGCGUCCGGGAUCGAGGAUAAGUUGCAGGAAGGCGUGCCGGAAGCAAUCGAGUCUUUGAGAAUGGCCGGUAUUAAAGUGUGGGUUUUGACCGGUGAUAAGCAAGAAACGGCUGUUUCGAUCGGAUACUCCUCGAAGCUGUUGACCAACGAGAUGACUCGGAUCGUUAUUAAUAAUAACUCGAAGGAUUCGUGUAAGAGGAGUUUGGAAGAUGCUUUGGGAGUGUGUAAGAAGGUCAAAAACGGUGUCUCGGGUGCUGUUAAUAGUCAGCUUGCGUUGAUUAUUGACGGAUCGAGCCUUGUUUAUGUGCUGGAUACUGAACUUGAGGAACAGCUAUUCGAAUUAGCUAGCAAAUGCGACGUGGUGUUGUGUUGUCGUGUGGCUCCGUUGCAAAAAGCUGGAAUUGUUGCACUGAUUAAGAAAAGAACCGAUGACAUGACACUUGCAAUUGGUGAUGGAGCGAACGAUGUUUCGAUGAUUCAAAGAGCUGAUGUGGGAAUCGGAAUAAGUGGACAAGAAGGAAGGCAAGCCGUAAUGGCGUCGGAUUUCGCAAUGGGCCAAUUCCGAUUUUUGGUCCCGUUAUUAUUGGUACACGGGCACUGGAAUUAUCAACGUAUGAGUUACAUGAUUUUGUACAACUUCUACCGAAAUGCCGUUUUUGUUCUCAUUUUAUUCUGGUACGUACUCUUCACGGGUUUCACAUUAACAACCGCAAUAACCGACUGGAGCAGUAUGUUAUACUCGAUAAUAUACACGUCAUUGCCCACAAUAGUUGUCGGAAUUCUCGACAAGGAUCUAAGCAGAGCCACUCUUCUAAAGCACCCUCAGCUUUACGGAGCAGGACAAAGAAACGAGAGCUACAACGGCAAAUUAUUUUGGGUGACGAUAUUCGACACUUUGUGGCAAAGUAUAGCCGUCUUUUUCGUACCGCUCGUUGCUUAUUGGGCAAGCAAUGUUGACGGUUCGAGUUUAGGAGAUCUUUGGACUAUUGCGGUCGUGGUUUUGGUCAAUUUGCAUUUGGCUAUGGAUUUAUUUAGGUGGUAUUGGAUUACUCAUGCCGCUAUUUGGGGUUCGAUUAUUGCGACUUUCGUUUGCGUUAUGGUGAUUGAUGCUUUGCCCUUUCUUCCCGGUUAUUGGGCGUUCUUUCACAUAGCCGAUACGAAAUUAUUUUGGGUGUGCUUGCUUGGAAUCACUAUUGGAGCAUUAAUUCCUCAUUUCGUAGUAAUCUUCGUUCAGUACUACAGACCGAACGAUAUCCAAAUUGCAAGAGAAGCAGAAAAAUUCGAAGAUUCGAGGGUGUCUCGACAAGGACUCCAGUCAAAUGGAGCCGUUGAAGAGACAACCACUGGGACAAGCACGGCCAAGGACGGCGGCGAAUGGCCCAUGGUUGCUGGAGCAAAAGAAGAAAGAAGCAGAGGGGGACCAAAGGAGAGAACAGAGAUUGUCUAG